UCACCCUCCUUGAACGAAAAUUCCUCCUUAGAGAUUUGGACGAUGUUACGUCAGCAUCUGAUCCUUCUCAGCUUCGGCAUCGUUGCAUUAUCUGCUCUCCAAGCGGAUGGCAUUGAAAGUGUGAGACUGUGCGGUAGACGAUUAGCUGAUGCCCUCAGUGUCGUUUGCAAAACGUAUGGUGGAUACCAACUCCCUCGAGUAAGAAAAGACGUGUCAAACAGAUCUUCUAAUAAGAGAGCAAUGAUUGAGAUUCUACGACCCAUGAUGCGCAGAACGACACAUUCUGAGAUAGAAAAUGACUUCAGUGGAGAUUCUGCUACAGAAGUAGAUCUUACUCCCAGUUCUCAAAGUGGGGUUGCCAAUGAAUGUUGUAAAAGGCCAUGUACUUUAAGGACCAUGGCAUCAUACUGUGCAGAUGCAACGGAUAUUGGAAAUCUUGAUAUCAAUGAAAUUUGGCGACCAGAAGUUGUAUCUGAGGAGGAUCUUGCGGAAUAUGAAUUGCAACAGGAACCUAUCGCCUCCAGUAUAGAGCCUGCAGCUUCUAAAAAUCCCAAUCAAGAACCUUUUUCAUCUAAUGAAAUUGGCUAUUCAAGAAGACCCAAUCUUGGUUUCGCUAUACGAAACAAAACCAUCCUCAUUAUCUUUGAAUCUAAAGCACCAAAUUAUAAUGGAGAAAAAGCUGUCGGUGAAUACAGAUUUUAAAGAUAUUUGGAGAACGUUCGUCGAACGUUCUUCGAAGAAAGAGAAUGUUUUGUGCCAUCGGACAAUAUGUACCUUACUCAAGUAAACAAAGUAUUUGUAUUGCAUUGAAACUAUAACAAGAUGACUCCUGAAAUGAAGUUUUUCUCUGUAACUGUCAAAAUAAUGUGUUAUUAAACAUUUCAAUCACA
Molecule: messenger RNA, 890 nt
Organism: Stegodyphus dumicola
Lineage: Eukaryota; Metazoa; Arthropoda; Arachnida; Araneae; Eresidae
Cellular component (GO): extracellular region
Molecular function (GO): hormone activity
Source: RefSeq, a predicted model, not a curated record